AUGGGUGACGUAAACAACACUAAUCAAGGAUCCAAGGAUAAGGAUGUCGGCCAGACCUCAUCGCAGCCAGUCAUCACUGGAGCGAUGAGAAACCCACAAUUCAACUACCAAUCUCCCGAGGGACAAACUCCAAAUAGUAACGUACCUCUCAAUUUAGCUCAGCUAAGUCAAUUCUCACCUGAACAGCUGCAAACUGUAGCUUCUUUCAUUCAAAUGUUGACUGCCAACCCCCAACAAAGCACACCCAAUCAACCUGCUGGCGGUGCACGUAAGCGACCACUGGCCACGGCCGGUAGGAACGCGGACGGCACCCCUCUCCGAAAGAUGCGAUCCUUGAACCCUAGCGGACGAGAGAUGGAGAAAAGGAUUGAUCAGUCAGACUAUGAAGAAGACAUUUUGGAGACAGAAGAAUUAUACCAUUCGGAGGAAGAGGCCCAGGGUGGCUCCCGUCGUGAGUACAGUGCCUCAUGCGCUAGUAACUAUUCGAUGGGGGGUCACCUACUCAUCAAGCCUAAGCUCUCCCCUUUCACCAUGGAUAUAUUGAAUCAUCCAAUGACAAGAAUCAAGAUGCCAACCUCCAAGUAUGAUGGCACUUCGGAUCCAGAUGACCAUGUGGCUGCUUACGAGGGCCACAUGUUUCUUUACACUGACGUGGAUGCCAUAUGGUGCAAGGUCUUCCCGUCCACAUUGACAGGCAUAGCCCAGACUUGGUUCAAGAGUCUAAAACCAGGUAGCAUCUCUAGCUUCUCCCAGUUGUCGUCCACAUUCAGUACUCACUUUGUCAGUAAUAGACGCUGCGAGCGUACUACGGGAGAACUGCUAUCUGUCAAGCAGGGGGCCAACGAAAGUUUAAGGGACUAUAUCGGUCGCUUUAAUGUUGAGGCCGUUUCAAUUCCGCGCUUACAGCAAGAUGUAGCGGUGCUAGCUUUGAUGACUGGCCUCAAGGAGGGGUCACCAUUUCGAAAUUAUCUGGGUCGUAAAUCUUACACCACUCUGGGUCCCAUCCUGGGUAAAGCCAAUGAUUAUAUCAGGGGAGGAGUUUGA
This is a messenger RNA of Beta vulgaris subsp. vulgaris (sugar beet), 1044 nucleotides long. RefSeq lists its product as uncharacterized. NCBI's taxonomy places the organism in Eukaryota, Viridiplantae, Streptophyta, Magnoliopsida, Caryophyllales, Amaranthaceae. The record is from RefSeq and is a predicted model, not a curated record. The transcript has a single exon. Bases 1 to 1044 code for a protein of 347 amino acids.